Messenger RNA from Lathyrus sativus (Indian pea), 2877 nucleotides. Lineage: Eukaryota; Viridiplantae; Streptophyta; Magnoliopsida; Fabales; Fabaceae. The record is from the annotation of a GenBank genome assembly.
AUGGAAGCAACCUCAACUUGCUUCUUCUGCGGUAGAAUCCCAUCAAAAUCCAAACUUGCUUCAUCUUCUUCAUUUGGGUCAUUCUGUUUAUUAACACGUAACAAUGUUAAUACAAUCAUGUGCAAAACUUCUAUGAAAACCCAUAACCGUGUUAUUCAAAGCGUCACAAACAGUAACGAAACCAAGCUUCCAAGCAGCACAAAAAGAAGAAGAAGGAGAAGAAGAAAUGGUGUCGCAGUGGAAGAACAACCACGACAACAACAGAGGGAAAUUGAAAUUCCAAUACCCAGUGUUUAUGUUCAUGAGAAUACUGGUGACCCAAUUGGGUGGAAAGAAGUUGGAAAAAGUGUUGUGAGUUGGAUUCGUGAGAGUAUGAAAGCUAUGGCUUUUGAUAUUGCUUCUGCCGAGUUAGUUGAAGAUUUGGAAUUUUCUGAGAUGAAACAGAGAAUGGGACCUGGUCUUACUUUUGUUAUUCAAGCUCAACCUUAUUUGAAUGCAAUUCCUAUGCCUCUUGGGCUUGAAGUUAUGUGUCUGAAAGCUUGUACUCAUUAUCCUACUCUCUUUGAUCACUUUCAGAGAGAGUUACGUGAUGUUCUUCAAGAUAUGCAGAGUAAAUCGUUGUUUGAGGAUUGGCGUGAAACUCAGUCUUGGAAAUUGCUUAAGGAACUUGCUAAUUCAGCUCAGCACAGAGCAGUUGCGAGGAAGAUAACACCGCCUAAGACGGUCCAAGGAGUUUUAGGAAUGGACAUAGAAAGGGUCAAAGCGAUACAGAAGAGGAUAGACGAAUUCACCAACAACAUGUCAGAACUGCUCAAUAUUGAAAGGGAUGUUGAAUUGGAGUUUACUCAGGAGGAAUUGGAUGCUGUUCCUAGACCGGAUGAUGCUUCUGAUCCGUCAAAACCAAUUGAAUUCUUGGUUAGCCAUAGCCAGCCUCAGCAGGAACUCUGUGACACCAUUUGUAAUUUAAAUGCCAUCAGUACCUCUACAGGAUUGGGGGGAAUGCAUUUGGUGUUAUUCAAGAUUGAAGGCAACCACCGACUGCCGCCUACUACUCUUUCACCUGGAGAAAUGGUUUGUGUGAGAACUUGCGACAGCAAGGGCGCAGUUACAACUUCUUGCAUGCAAGGAGUUGUAGACAAUCUUGGUGAUGAUGGUUAUAGUAUUACUGUUUCUCUUGAGCUACGCCAUGGUGAUUCUUCUUUCUCUAAACUAGUUGGGAAAAAUGUGCGCAUUGACCGUAUUCAAGGACUGGCUGAUACACUUACUUAUGAGCGCAACUGUGAAGCACUAAUGAUGCUACAGAAGAACGGUUUGCGGAAGAAAAAUCCAUCAAUUUCUGUUAUUGCAACUCUAUUUGGAGACGCGGAAGAUGCUGCAUGGCUUGAGAAGAAUAAUCUGGUUGACUGGGAAGAAGAAAAAAUAAAUGGAGUAUUAGGAAGUGAAUCCUUUGAUAAAUCUCAGCAGAGAGCAAUUGCAUUGGGUUUGAAUAAGAAGAGGCCACUAUUGGUUAUCCAAGGACCUCCUGGUACGGGCAAGACCGGUUUGCUCAAGCAACUUAUAGCAAGUGCCGUUGAGCAAGGCGAAAGGGUUCUUGUUACAGCACCUACUAAUGCGGCUGUUGAUAAUAUGGUUGAAAAGCUUUCAAAUGUUGGAAUAACUAUCGUGCGAGUUGGAAACCCAGCCCGUAUAUCAAAAACAGUAGCGUCAAAGUCUUUGGGAGAAAUUGUAAAUGGGAAGCUUGCAAGUUUUCGCGAAGAGUACGAAAGGAAGAAGUCUGAUCUAAGGAAAGAUUUAAGACAUUGUUUAAAGGAUGAUUCAUUAGCUGCAGGCAUACGGCAACUUCUGAAACAGCUUGGAAAGUCGCUAAAGAAAAAGGAAAAGCUGAUGAUAAAUGAAGUUCUAUCUAGUGCUCAGGUUGUGCUUGCCACCAAUACCGGAGCAGCUGAUCCUUUUAUUCGAAAGCUAGAUGCUUUUGACCUAGUUGUCAUAGAUGAAGCUGGACAGGCAAUUGAACCGUCUUGCUGGAUACCUAUAUUGCAGGCAAAACGAUGUAUUCUUGCCGGUGAUCAAUGCCAACUAGCUCCUGUGAUAUUUUCUAGAAAAGCAUUAGAAGGUGGUUUAGGAAUAUCGCUAUUGGAGAGAGCUGCAACUUUGCAUGAAGGGAUUCUCACUACUAGCUUAACGACACAAUACCGUAUGAAUGAUGCCAUUGCAAGUUGGGCUUCAAAGGAGAUGUAUGGUGGAUUGUUGAAGUCCUCAAAGACUGUUUUUUCUCAUCUUCUUGUAGAUUCUCCUUUUGUGAAGCCUACAUGGAUAACACAGUGCCCUCUGCUACUGCUUGAUACUCGAAUGCCGUACGGAAGUCUAUCAGUUGGCUGCGAAGAGCAUCUAGAUCCGGCUGGGACUGGCUCGUUAUAUAAUGAAGGAGAAGCUGAUAUAGUUUUGCAGCAUGUCUUUUCCUUAAUUUAUGCUGGUGUUAGCCCAAAAGCUAUUGUAGUUCAAUCCCCUUAUGUUGCUCAAGUUCAACUUUUGAGGGACAUGCUUGAUGGAGUUCCAGAAGCUGCAGGUACAGAAGUUUCCACAAUUGAUAGCUAUCAAGGCCGCGAAGCUGAUGCUGUAAUUUUAUCAAUGGUACGAUCAAACACAUUGGGAGCUGUUGGAUUCCUCGGCGAUAGCAGAAGAAUUAAUGUUGCCAUCACAAGAGCGCGCAAACAUUUAGCUGUAGUAUGUGACAGCUCAACUAUAUGCCACAAUACGUUCCUAGCAAGACUCAUGCGCCAUAUUCGACACUUUGGUAGGGUGAAGCAUGUUGAACCAGAUAGUUUUGGAGGAGGGUUAGGGCUUGGGAUGAAUCCGAUAUUACCCUUUGUUGAUUAG